Boleophthalmus pectinirostris (great blue-spotted mudskipper) is the source of this 1325-nucleotide messenger RNA. It is a transcript of the gene prune, whose product is annotated as prune exopolyphosphatase. The record is from RefSeq and is a predicted model, not a curated record. Lineage: Eukaryota; Metazoa; Chordata; Actinopteri; Gobiiformes; Gobiidae. Gene Ontology annotation, cellular component: cytoplasm. Gene Ontology annotation, molecular function: exopolyphosphatase activity. The transcript has 9 exons. Bases 108 to 1325 code for a protein of 405 amino acids.
CGACCCAGAAGAGGAGCGCUGUGGGCGGCUGUCCGGAGCAGAGCGGGACACCGGAGCAGCAGCUAAAGGCUAAAGCUAAAGGCUAAAGCUAAAGGAUAAUAAAUGAGAUGGAGGAGUUUCUGAGGAGCCGCGGAGCCGCGCUGUCUGGUUCUGGUUCUGGUCCGGUUCACGUGGUUCUGGGAAAUGAAGCUUGUGACAUGGACUCGAUGGUCUGUGCUCUGGUCUACGCCUACUUCCUCCACAAGACUGGUGCGGGGGCGAUGCUCGUGGUCCCGCUCAUGAACAUCCCGGCUCAGGAUUUGGUUCUCAGGUCGGACUCUGUGGCUCUGCUCUCUAAGUCCGGACUAAGUCCAGACCUGCUCCUGUUCAGAGACCAGGUGGAUCUGAGGAGGCUUCAGGGAGAGCGAGGUCUGAGGCUGACGCUGGUGGACCACAACGUGCUGCCAGAUUCUGACAGCGACCUGGAGGGGGCGGUGCUCGAAGUCAUCGAUCACCACAAACUGGAGCGAGUCACUUCCUGUCCCGUUGCCGUGGAGCCCGUCACUUCCUGUUCCGUUGCCGUGGAGCCCGUGGGGUCAUGUGCGACGCUGGUGGCAGAGAGAGUCCUGCAGAGGGCGCCACAGCUGCUGGACGCUCAGAUCGCCACUCUGCUCUACGGGACCAUCCUGGUGGACUGUGUGGACUUGGCUCCUGAGGCGGGGAAAGUGACUCCUAAAGACUCAGAGGUGGUUCUUCAGCUCCAGACCAAAGUCCAGACUCUGCCCCAAAGAUCUGAGCUGUUCACCGAGCUGCAGCAGGCCAAGUUCAACGUCAGCGGUCUGAACUCGGAGCAGAUGUUGUUGAAGGAUCUGAAGUCUGUGUCUGGACCCGACCUGAACCUUGGCAUCAGCGUCCUCUACCUCCCACUACAGGACUUCCUGUGUCGCGCUGACGUGGAGGCGGAGCUCUCGGCCUUCACUCAGAAGAUGGGAUUUGAUUCGCUCCUGCUCAUGUCAAUCUCUUUCACUGCGACCCAGCGACCAAUCAGAGAGCUCGGAGUGUUCAGUCUCAGCCAGCCAAUCAGAGAGCAGGUGAGUCUUUACCUGGAACAGGCAGAAAACCCCGCCCUGGACCUUCGGCCAAUCAGCUGUGUCCAUCCACACGUCACCGCCUUCCACCAAGGAAGUUCUCCAGAGGUUCUUCUGGCUCCUUCUGACUCUGGCUCCUGUGACUCACAUUUGGCUCUUGGGGCUCGUCUCUGUUCUCGCUGCUGUGGCCCUUCACCCGAGACACUGGAUCCUGACAUUUUUUCAUUAUUUUGUUCGUCAGAAAAAUCCUGUUCAUAA